UAAUCAACCGCUCCAAUGCAGUGACAAGUGGAUGGUUUGACACACCAGUUGAUGUACCAGCAAAAAACGUAUUAAGUAUUGAAACCAGUAGAAAAAGCUCUCAUUAUAUCCCAGACAAAGAAUCAGAAAUAUAAUGAUGAUGACGACACAUAUCAAAGAGAUGAUCAAGAUGACACUUAUCAAAAUGAGAAUGAAGAUGCAGAUGAUACCGAUGAUGAUGAUGAUGAUGAGGACGAUGAAGACAGCGGCUCAACAAAUUGGAAUGAUGACGAGAGUGGGUCGUUACCUGGAGACAUCCAUCACAAUUAUGAGGACACAUAUCCAGUUGAUUACGGCGAAGAAGAAGAAGAAAGCGAACCUCCAGCUCCACCUCCCCCACCUCCUAACGAUAAYGAUGGCACUGGCUUUCAAAAGACAGAAUGGAUGAAUGAUGACGCGAAAUCCAAUGAAAGAUUUAGGCCAUUGACCCCUCAAGCUCCCGAAGAUCAAUGUGCAGGCAAAAAAGGAUGGGUAUCCGGGGUAUUCAAAGCUUUGAAAAUUGGCKCCAAGGUCAUCAACUAUGGAACAACAAUUSYAUCUCUAGCCGCUWCUGUCUACAAGGCCAUAGAGGGCUGCAAAGGGACAUACCCUGAAGCCGAGACCUAUUUGAAUAAAUUCAAUGCACAAAAAAAAGAAGUUGAAAAAAUCAGCAAGGAGGCCGAUGACAUACAGUAUGAAGCUCAACUUGACCAGACCUACAUUGAAGAUUCCGCCGAUCUCUUCAGYAGAAUCCUUUGCAAGCUGAAUGAAAUCGACACAGAUAGUGAAACUCURCUGCAAACGAUCAGUCCAGAAGUGCGAAUUGCAAGCUUGAACGCCAGCAAGGAAAUUACGAAAUUGGUCGAGCAGAAAAAUAGGACGAUGGAAAAAGUUCAAUAUCUUGAAGUUGAGGGACUGUUYAACUCCAGRCUAGAGAAUGCUCUGUCCAUUGGCUUCUCAGCCCUUGCAUUGGCAAUUCCUGCUGGUAUCGACAUAUUCAAGUUCUCAAAGAAACGAUAUAGAGARCGAAAAAUGGGCUUUUAUGAAGUCAAUACUGGCGUGGAUUUUGAAGCUCCAAAGACUGGAUUAGCUGCGAAGCUCAAGGAGACAAGAUUCGGACAAUGGAUCGGRCGAACUCAGGCCAGAUUCAAGACCAAAAUAAUUAAGUUGAAAAGGAGAUUCAACAUUAGAUUUACCAAMAUCAAAAAAUUCGCUAMAAGGUUUAAGGCCGGACUUGGUAUUGGGCUGAACUUAGCCWUGGCAGGUAAAGGUCGGAGUGUGUAUGGCGCGCUUGGUGAUUUGUUUAUUGACUUUAUUMUUAUUUCAUGA
Molecule: messenger RNA, 1347 nt
Organism: Exaiptasia diaphana
Lineage: Eukaryota; Metazoa; Cnidaria; Anthozoa; Actiniaria; Aiptasiidae
Source: RefSeq, a predicted model, not a curated record